Molecule: messenger RNA, 1998 nt
Organism: Pundamilia nyererei
Lineage: Eukaryota; Metazoa; Chordata; Actinopteri; Cichliformes; Cichlidae
Gene: rnf220b
Product: ring finger protein 220b
Exons: 15
Coding region: 306-1895 (529 amino acids)
Biological process (GO): protein ubiquitination
Molecular function (GO): ubiquitin protein ligase activity; metal ion binding
Source: RefSeq, a predicted model, not a curated record
CAGACCGACCCGCAGCCAGUCCACUCACUGAUGCCUCGAUCCUGCGCAGGAACACAGCAGCUGCGCGCCUCAUCUCAGCCUUAACUCGUAAACACUCACAACAUCUGGAGGAGGACCGAAAAAGCCGACGCUGCCCGCAGCUGCAGGUCUUUUUCCCUCUCUCAUUCCUGCGUAACCGGGAGAAAGUGCCGCGUCCUUGAAAUUAACUGUAACUUGGAAGAAAGGCAAAGUGAGAAAGAGAGAGAGUUGGCGGCGAAAUAAAUCUCGCUUCGAGACUUCAUCACGAACCAGCAUAAAGGAGGUGAAUGGACCUCCACCGCCCCUUCAAGAUGGACAGCCCCUCCUACCUACCGGCUCCACUGGCGUCCCCUGCCCUGAUGGUCCUAGCUUCCACUGCAGAGUCUGGCCGAGACGCCUCUGUCCCCUGCCAAGCGCCGAGGCCCUUCGGCGUCCCCGUCUCUGUGGAGAAGGACCUCCACCUCCCCUUCCCUUCAGCCUCCUACACGUUUACCUCCAUGUAUCAGCGCCAGGGCCCCAUGUCAGGCACCUUUUCGUCCCGAGACUUCCCGGCCUCCCUGCUCCACCUGCACCCACAGUUCACCCCACCAAACCUGGACUGCUCCACCCUGGGCAUGCUCAACCACAGCGGUGUGGGCGCCUUCCGGCCUUUCUCCUCGCCUCAAGAUGAGAGGGAGUCCGGGGGUUACCAGUCUGCUUUCACCCCCGCCAAGAGGCUGAAAAGCUGCUUUCCAGAGGUGGAGGGGAAGGAGUUUGACUUUGGCUCCCUCGGAGGCUCCCUCAAAGCUGGGGAGGAGUCGGGGAGGAAGCUGUUCUCCAUGUCCGGCCUGCUGUCUGAUGGAGAGGCUUCAUCGAGCCCCGAGGAGCGCAAAGAGCACAGCAAAGUCAAAGGUCUGUAUGACGCUCAGGCCCCGGCGUGUCCGGUCUGCAAGGCCGUGCUGCGACCCGGAGAGCUGCAGGAGCACAUGGAGCAGGAGUUAGCCAAACUCGCCCAGCUGCAGAUCAGUGCAACUCCGGUCCAGCACGACCACUUCAUAAGGACGCCAAAGCCUCUUUCACUGUCCCUGCACAUCAAGCGAGAGGGAAGUUCGCCCACCUCGCCCCCUCGACCGGCCGAGGAGGCCCACUCUGACCGAUACCAGACGUUUCUCCGCGUCCGGGCCAACAGACACACCAGGUUAAACGUCAGGAUGGGAAAGCUGAAGAGGAGAAAACCAGAGGAAGCACAGGAGGGGUCGGCAGACCUGUUGGCAUUGGAGGACGACUGGAAUGAGAGGAGAAGGAUACAGAUGGCGUCUAUAGGCUUUAAAGGUGCAAUGUUGGUGAGCACCACCUCUAAGGAGUGUCGAGACAGCGAUGCAGACCUGGACGUGGACGGAGAUGACACGCUGGAGUACGGUCGGGCACAAUACACAGACACAGACGUGAUUCCCUGUUCGGGAGAAAGCUCCAAAGAGACGGCAGUGAACAGCAACAGCAGCAGCGUGCCGCCUGAAUCCAGAGUAAACUUGGACUUUAAUAAAUGGUCAAAUGAUGGAAGUCCGUCUACAAGCAGUGGAGAGAAACAGGAUGGCAGUGCAGCCGGUCUCACUCAAACCUGCAAAAACGCUGAGAUAGAGAUGCUCUCGCAGGACUCCACGCUGACAACAUUAGAUGCACUUAAGGCUCGGAUACGGGACUUGGAGAAACAGCUGUCUAAAGGAGACAGAUUUAAAUGUCUCAUCUGCAUGGACACCUACACAACGCCGCUCACCUCCAUCCAGUGCUGGCAUGUUCACUGUGAGGAGUGUUGGCUUCGAACGCUGGGAGCAAAGAAGCUGUGUCCUCAGUGCAACACCAUCACCUCACCUGGAGACCUGAGGCGGGUUUACCUGUGACUCACUUUCAGGGAUUUCUUCUGUUUUGACCAAUCAGGCUUGGACUUGUUGGGCAGCUGGCCUGUCAUGCAAGCCCACCUUUCCCUCUCCCGUCCCUCUUCCU